UCAAACACUUGCACUCAGUAGGUAAAAAUCAUUUAUUGAAGUCCAUUUAUAUGCCCUUUAAAAAACCCUAGAAACUUAAAAUUUGUUCAUGUUGUGGUUAUGGCCCUGUGUGCCAUUUCCCAGUCUUAUCUGAUCAUCCAUCCCCCUGCUACAAGCCCUAAUAGUAGCAGCAGUACUAGGGUGCGAUCCCUCUGCAUCAAAGUCAAUCCAUUGUUCUUGUCUCAUAAUUUGAAGGGGAAUAGGAGAGUUAUUAGGGCUUCAGCAGUUGCAGACUCAGAGGCGACAGUUCCAUUAAUCAUCAAAUCUUCUUCUGAAUCUGAGCCGCUCUUGAAUCCUUUGAAGGAGGAGAAGAUUGAGUUUGAUCUGGGAGGAGGAGGAGGGAGCAAAGGGUUUGGUGGAGGGGGAAGAGGCGGCGGAGGAGGAGGAGAUAAUAACGGUGGAGGAGAGGAGGGGGAGCACGAAGGCGAGGAUUCAUCGAAAAAGAAAAUGUCGAUGUCUCAGAAACUGACCUUUGGUUAUGCUGCUCUUGUUGGGUUGGGUGGAGUCAUGGGCUAUCUAAAAAGUGGCAGCCAAAAGUCGCUUGCAGCUGGGGGUUUAUCUGCGUUGUUGCUUUAUUAUGUGCAUACUCAGCUUCCAGUAAGGCCAGUCCUUGCAUCAACAUUGGGUCUAGGUAUAUCCGCAGCACUUUUGGCUGUCAUGGGGUCACGCUUCAAGAAUUCAGGGAAAAUAUUUCCAGCAGGUGUCGUUUCUCUUGUCUCAUUGAUAAUGACUGGUGGCUAUCUCCAUGGAAUCUUUCGAAGUUCGCACUGAUGUUAUUUAGCUUUGCCAAAAAGGAUGUGGUCGAGGGUCAAGGAACACUCAUCUCUCUCUCUCUCUCUCUCUCUCUCUCUCCCUCUCUCUCUUAAUCUUGCCUUUUUUGUGCUCUGCCAAUAUACACCUGGGACAUUUUCUGGAAUUUGAAGCUGAUGUACUGGAUUGUAUGCGCUGAUAGUGAGUUUCUUACUUUAAUAAUGGUACUAAGGUAGCAAGCUACACUAGUUCAUUAGUUUGUACUUUGUAUUGUGGCAGUUUUGUUGAUCUGUAAAUUACUCUAAUAGUUUUUUGUUUUGUUUGGUGUUCUGAAUGGUUUCCUACUAAAAUAAAUGAUUGUUGUCAUGGAGCUA
Messenger RNA from Amborella trichopoda, 1163 nucleotides. Its product is annotated as Transmembrane proteins 14C. Gene Ontology annotation, biological process: fatty acid transport. Gene Ontology annotation, molecular function: fatty acid transmembrane transporter activity. Gene Ontology annotation, cellular component: chloroplast inner membrane. NCBI's taxonomy places the organism in Eukaryota, Viridiplantae, Streptophyta, Magnoliopsida, Amborellales, Amborellaceae. The record is from RefSeq and is a predicted model, not a curated record.